AUGGAGCACAAUUCCGUUGAACCGAGUUGUCUCGUGCCAGAUUCUUUCACCGGCGAUUCGUUCGACGGAGAAAGUGAACAGUUGGACAAGUUACAAGAUCAUAGUUGCCUUGCUGACGAUGAAAUACUAAGAGUUGGGAUGCGGUUUGAGCAUUUGAAGUUGGCCCAGGAUUUUUAUGCGACCUAUGCAAAAAAAGUUGGUUUCAUAAGUAAGAUACGGGCCACAAAUCUUGACAGGAUGACAAAGCAACCGAUCAACCAAUCUAUCCAUUGCAAUCGGGAGGGUUUCCGGGGGUCUCCUGUCAAAGCACCCAUACGGAAGAACACAAUGGUAGGUGUGGGAUGCAGAGCAAGAAUAUAUGCAAAGUUCGACAGGAAAAAGCAUGAUUGGGUCUUGUUGAAGGUUGAACUAAAUCACUCGCACCCGUGUUCAACUAAGAAGGCAGUGCACUACCACGAGAACAGGGAGUUAACAAUGCAUGCGAAGUGUAUCAUUGAGGUUAAUGAUGAGGCGGGCAUUCGACCCAACAAGACCUUUCUAGCAUUAGCCAAUGAAGUUGGUGGGCCUUCGAACUUGGGCUUUUCAGAGAAGGACGUCAGGAAUUACAUUUCAUCAAGACUCCGAUCCACAAGUGUCAACGCAGAUGUCAAGGAGAUGUUGAACUACUUCAUGCAAAUGAAGGAGUUGAAUCCGAACUACUUUUACGCAGUGAAUAUAAAUGAGGAUAACAAGUUUACGAGUGCAGUUUGGGUGGAUGCAAGGCAUGGAUUGCCGUUUGCUGCUUUCAUUGGUGUGAACCACCAUGGUAAGUCUACUUUGUUAGGCUGCGCUCUGCUAGGCAGUGAGGAGAUCCCGAGUUUUGAGUGGGUGUUCACACAAUGGCUGGAGUGCAUGGGAACGGCACCGAAGGGCAUCAUCACAGACCAAUGUAAGUCUAUGUUUGGUGCAAUUAAGAAGGUCAUGCCCAAUACACGACACCAGUGGUGCAUAUGGCAUAUAACAAAAAAGAUACACAACAAGCUUGGAGGUUAUUCUAGGUUCAAAGAGUUGAAUGCUGAGUUGAAUCACAUUAUAUGGAACUCUAAGUCGGUUGAGGAUUUCGAGGAUCAUUGGGCUGAGUUCAUUGAUGACUUCAACUUACAUCACAACAGAUGGCUAUCAGAUCUAUUUGAGGACCGACACAUGUGGGUGCCUAUCUUUUUCAAGGGUCAAUUCUGGGCUCCCAUGAGGAGUAUGCAGAGGAGUGAGGGGAUGCAUUCAUUCUUUGGUGGAUACUUAAAUUGUAAGACUAGUUUGGUCCAGUUUGUCCACGAGUUUGACAAUGUCCUAGGAACGAAGGAGCAGAAGGAAUUGGAGGACGAUGCUGCAUACUCUAGAGGUCUAAUCCCAUGUUCAACUAGAUCAGUCAUCGAGAGACGAUUUCAAAAAGAGUAUACUAACGAGAUGUUUAGGGAUGUCCAAACGGAGUUUGGCAAGAAGGCUGAUUGCACUAUUCGUGCCGUGGAUGAACAGGUACUUUCAUCUUACAAAGUUAAUGAGGUUCCUUCCUGCUAUGUUUUACCUCGUUGGAGAAAGAACAUAAAGCGCAAGCACACCUACAUUAAGAGUAGCCACGAUGUUAGACGUUCAGAUGAAAGCCACAACAUAUUCAGAGGGUUGUGUGCACAUUUCUACAACGUUGCGCAGGAAUUCGUGGAUUGUGAUGAUGAGGCAGACAUGCUGUAUAAUGUUCUAGAUGAUGCAAGGGCCAAGCUAGUAGAUUACCAUGGCAGGAUGCGAAAUAACAUCGUCCCUACUGCACACAAUAGCAUCGCCACAGACCCUUCAACCGUUUUCGGCACAGAGGACAUUCAGGAUAAUUGUGUAGAAUCUACUGCAAAUCAAGAUUCGGAGGCUUCCGCUCAGCAGAUUGCUAUGCAAGGACUUGGUGGAUUCAUGUCGCUGUUAAACUCCUUCGACAAUACCUAG
Messenger RNA from Arachis ipaensis, 1968 nucleotides. RefSeq names its product protein FAR1-RELATED SEQUENCE 5-like. The record is from RefSeq and is a predicted model, not a curated record. Lineage: Eukaryota; Viridiplantae; Streptophyta; Magnoliopsida; Fabales; Fabaceae. Gene Ontology annotation, biological process: regulation of DNA-templated transcription.